CUGUUAGCGGUUGAACAACUCGACAGAAGACGAGAAGUGUUACUGUAGCCUGCUUUCCAAAUUUCAUCCUACCACUAAUAAAAGCUCGCUCAGCCUUUUCGUGGACAUAACGACUUACAGAGUCAAUUUUCAUUCAAAGCUUCCUGAAUCAUCAUGUUAACAACUUAGCAAACAGUGGCUGAACUAGCUUAGCUUGCUACGUGGCUAAACCAAACGGGCACGUCGAGCUCUGAAGUAAAACUCUAACGUUACGUGAUUACAACUCAUUGAGACAGUGUGUUUAUCGAUCGCUAAUAGGUUUGUCCAAUGCAGUACUGCAGUACUCGGGGUGGGGUCCGUGGAUGGGACUUCCAGGAUGUGCUGUUUUCAGGUUAUGCUCCAGAUGGAGGGAUGUUCAUGCCUGAGAGUCUGCCUUUACUGAGCCCAGACACCCUAAGGGGCUGGAGGGGGCUGACCUACACCGAGCUGGUGGUGGAGGUCGCCUCGCUGUUCAUCCCCUCUCAGCUGAUCCCCAGAGAGGACCUGGAGGUCCUAGUAGGUGAAGCCCUGUCUGGUUUCUCACUGCCUGAGGUGGUGAGAAUUGCCCGGCUGAAAGAGGGUCUGUCAGUCCUCGAGCUCUUCCAUGGAGACACCUUGGCCUUUAAGGACCUGGCCAUGACCUGCACUGUGCGCUUCCUCGACUACUUCCUGCGAAAACAGAAUCGCAGAGCUACUGUUCUUGUUGGCACAUCAGGGGACACAGGUGGCUCGGCUAUCCACAGUGCCAAAGGUCUCUGUGGGUUGGAGGUGGUGGUGGUUUACCCCAGAGGACGCAUCACUCCAGUCCAAGAGAAACACAUGAUCACCUGCCUGGAGGAUAAUGUCCAUGUGUUUGCAGCUGAUGGCAGCUCUGAUGACAUAGAUCAGCCUUUGCGCCGUCUCUUUGCUGACCAGGAGCUGGUCAGGUCUCAUGGCCUCAUGAGCCUCAACUCAGUUAACUGGUCCAGAGUCAUGAUCCAGCUCGCCCACUUCAUCUAUGCUUACCUGGAGCUCAGUGGUAUGGAGCAGGCCGAGGCUAAGGGGGAGUUGCCUGAGCUGGAGGUGGUGGUGCCCACUGGAGGGGCGGGGAACAUUGCAGCUGGCUACAUAGUAAAACAGAUGGGGUUGCCCCUGAAGUUGGUGGCCAUGGUGAAUUCUAAUGACAUAGUGCACAGGACAGUAACCAGUGGUGACUUUUCCAUGGCAGCUAAUGUCACACAAACUUUGGCCCCCGCCAUAGACAUCCAGGACCCGUACAACAUGGAGCGGGUGUUCUGGCUGCUUCUGGGCAGAGAUGGAGCUACAGUGAAGAGCAUGCUGGAGGAGUUUCAACAAUCACAUAGACACUCUCUGCUGGAAAACCACCGCAAACUACUGUCACAGGUUUUAUCAACUGGAACAGUGAGUGAUGAAGGGAUCCUGGAGACCAUGAGGAGAUGCUGGGAGGAAAACCAGUAUGUCCUGUGUCCACACUCAGCUGUGGCUGUAUGGCAUCACUACCACUGUCCUCACAACCCCGGGAUCAACAGGUGUUAUAUUGCAACAGCAUCUCCAGCCAAGUUUCAGGCAGCAGUGCAGAGGGCUGGCCUGACCUUUGACCUACCUAAGGCAGUACUGGUGUUGGACAAAUUGGCCACCCGUUACCAGAACCUGGAGCGAAGCCCAAACUGGUGCAAAGAUUGGGAGGACAGACUGAGAGAGAAGAUCCAGUCUGUGAGUUCAGUCAGGAAAAACAAAGGGACGUACUACAGCUAAUUGUGACAGCUGUAAUAUUGUUAAAAAAAGAAGAAGAAAAAAAGGUGUUUACAGAAAACGUGGAUGGACAUUAAACUGUGUGUAGGUGAGAUCAGGUGACUCAGGCUGCUUGUCCUUGAUCCAUGUCCUUUCUUAUCUGGAUGUAAUAAAAUAUAUUGAUGGGAAAGUCUUCUUGGUACCUCUUUGAUGGACUUUGAUCUGUAGUGUCAUACGACUUGUCAUUGUCCUUCCACAACUGUAACACAAAUGUAAAUGAAUGCUAAAGAAUAAAAUCAAACUGUGAGUUUAAUUUUCUUAAGAC
Epinephelus moara (kelp grouper) is the source of this 2074-nucleotide messenger RNA. It is a transcript of the gene thnsl2, whose product is annotated as threonine synthase-like 2. Gene Ontology annotation, molecular function: pyridoxal phosphate binding. NCBI's taxonomy places the organism in Eukaryota, Metazoa, Chordata, Actinopteri, Perciformes, Serranidae. Gene Ontology annotation, biological process: 2-oxobutyrate biosynthetic process; dephosphorylation. The record is from RefSeq and is a predicted model, not a curated record. The coding region runs from base 307 to 1773 and encodes 488 amino acids. The transcript has 9 exons.